AUGCCUCCAAUUUCGGUGCAUCAAUUAAAUCCGAAGCCCAUUACGACAAGCGCAACUGGUGUCCAGAACAAUGUGAUCGAAGUGAAAGAAUCCGAUUUCGAUGUUCUGACAGCGUUGUCCUAUGAUAUGGCUAGUUCCCGCAGUGGUGCCACUCCUGAGGAUAAUCCUAACGGAACAGGGAAUACACCGGGCACACCACAACGAGGAGAAUCGACCGGACAUGAGAACGUCAUUACCUCAGAAGCAGACACUGCGUUCCUGUCAGGUGGGGGCGGUGGUUCGCCUCCAGGUGACUACGGUCGAGUAAUCCCAGCCAGUCCUCAGGCCGCGAUGCACUUACAGACUGGGAACGCUUCAGGUGUUUCGCCUAGCACUAAUUCCCAUCUACAUUCGUCUGGUGAUUCAAAGAAACCACCUGCACCUCCCCUGCUACCCCCUCAACUGCUUCAGAUUACGGCUUACAUGCACACCGAUCUGAUCUUACGGCAGAUCGGAGAAGUGAAAUCUGCACAUCCCCAUCGACUGGAAACUUUUCGCACACUCCUGACUCUGUAG
Messenger RNA from Echinostoma caproni, 555 nucleotides. NCBI's taxonomy places the organism in Eukaryota, Metazoa, Platyhelminthes, Trematoda, Plagiorchiida, Echinostomatidae. The record is from the annotation of a GenBank genome assembly.